Messenger RNA from Zingiber officinale, 1495 nucleotides. Its product is annotated as methylthioribose-1-phosphate isomerase-like. The record is from RefSeq and is a predicted model, not a curated record. The transcript has 9 exons. NCBI's taxonomy places the organism in Eukaryota, Viridiplantae, Streptophyta, Magnoliopsida, Zingiberales, Zingiberaceae. Gene Ontology annotation, molecular function: S-methyl-5-thioribose-1-phosphate isomerase activity. The coding region runs from base 120 to 1250 and encodes 376 amino acids.
AGGAAACAAUUGAGUAAAUAAAUACCGAGUACUUCCGGCCGGGUUUCCCCGCCGGAAUCCCAUUUUGCCCCUUCGGUCUCCAACUCCGAAGUCGUUCGGGUGCUUCCUUCCUUACGAGGAUGGCGGCCGAGUUGAAUGAUUCCUCCACCGCCGCUCCAGCCGGCACUCUGCAGUCCAUCUGCUACGAGCGGGGGUCCCUUCGCCUCCUUGAUCAGACAAGGCUUCCCCUUGAAACCGUAUAUUUGGAUAUCAAGGAUUCUACUGACGGAUGGAAUGCAAUAAGGGAUAUGGUGGUCCGUGGUGCACCAGCAAUUGCAAUAGCGGCUGCACUUUCCCUAGCAGUUGAAAUUUUUAACCUUGCCUUUAGCGGGACACCAGAAGAUGCUGCUUCUUUCAUCUUCAAGAAAUUAGAAUACCUUGUCUCUAGCCGACCAACUGCUGUGAAUCUUUCUGAUGCUGCAGAAAAGCUUCGAAGCCUCAUAUCAAAGACAGCAGAGACAGCUGAUAAAGCAGAUACUAUUUUUCAGGCUUAUAUUGAUGCUGCUGAAACUAUGCUUGUUGACGAUGUUGCUGCUAAUGAAGCAAUUGGGUUCCAUGGAGCUAGUCAUCUCCGAUCACACCUAGAAAACUUGCAGAAAAUUUCUGUUUUAACACAUUGUAAUACAGGAAGUCUUGCUACUGCUGGAUAUGGGACUGCGCUGGGUGUUAUCCGUGCCCUUCAGACUGAAGGAUGGUUAAAAAAAGCCUUCUGCACUGAAACACGACCUUUCAACCAGGGUUCCAGGCUCACUGCCUUUGAACUUGUUCAUGAGCAGAUACCUGCAACUUUGAUUGCUGACUCUGCUGCGGCAGCUUUAAUGAAAGCUGGCCGUGUGAAUGCAGUUGUUGUUGGUGCUGAUCGUAUUGCUGCAAACGGUGAUACUGCCAACAAAAUUGGGACCUAUAGUCUUGCUCUUUCGGCAUAUCACCAUGGGAUACAAUUCUAUGUUGCAGCUCCAAUAACUUCAAUUGAUCUCUCAAUUUCUUCUGGAGAACAAAUAGUUAUAGAAGAAAGGUCAGAAAAGGAGUUGUUGCAUUCCGACGGAGGACGAGGAAAGCAAGUUGCUGCCUCUGGGAUUUCAGUUUGGAAUCCAGCCUUUGAUGUUACUCCAGCAAGACUUAUAACCGCCAUUAUUACCGAAAAGGGUGUCAUCAGAAAGUCUAGUGAAGAUGCUUUUGAUAUUCAAGGUUUCAUAGAAAAUGCAAAGUGAGUGGUUCUAGUCUUGGUUUUAUACAUCAACCAAUGUAGUGUAAACCUAUUCCUUCGCUUGCUUACUGUAUGUUUGUUUUUCUCAUGGUGUGAUCAAAUAAAUAAACGAGUUAGAAAUUUGAUGUUUGUUCACUUUUUUUCUAGUUGUUUGGUCUGUAGAAAUCUAUGGCUGAUAAUAAUCACCGUUAGCUACAAACUUAUGUAAUGAAAUAUGAGAUUAAAGGAAUGUGGAGGGUUGAACUGGUA